This is a messenger RNA of Podarcis lilfordi (Lilford's wall lizard), 303 nucleotides long. NCBI's taxonomy places the organism in Eukaryota, Metazoa, Chordata, Lepidosauria, Squamata, Lacertidae. The record is from the annotation of a GenBank genome assembly.
CGCUGCGCAGCUCCAGCGCAGCCUUCGUCCCAAAUCAAGUCCGCGCUGCUAAUAUACCCUGGUGGAGAGCGGCGCGGCGUCGGCCGCCUUUUAAGGAGAUGGUGCACGCCGUCAGGCAGGCAUCGCAGGGGGAGGGAGGAGCAGCAGGAGGAGGAAGAAGAAGAAGAAGAAGAAGAAGAGCGAGCCAGGGCCGAAAGUGUCUCCAAGGCGGCAGAAGAGGAGCAAGUCCGCAGGAAAAAGUGCAGGACGGAAGGCAGGACGAUCCGCGUUGGGAUCAGCGGCAGCGGGGAGCCGGAGGGAAAG